Messenger RNA from Bathycoccus prasinos, 1416 nucleotides. RefSeq lists its product with no specific name. The transcript has a single exon. The record is from RefSeq and is a predicted model, not a curated record. Lineage: Eukaryota; Viridiplantae; Chlorophyta; Mamiellophyceae; Mamiellales; Bathycoccaceae. Bases 1 to 1416 code for a protein of 471 amino acids.
AUGACUGCCCCCCAGAUAUCGGCGAGAUAUUCCACGCACGCGUUCGCCUCCACGUCUCGUGCUUUCUCUUCUCCUAAGCUCAAAAGUCGUUGUUGUUCUCAUCGUCGUCUAAAUCGUCGUCGUUUAAAGAGAGAUGGAGAGUUUUGCUGCGCUUCUUCAUCAGACACCGGGGAGACGAUAAGCGAGAAUGGGUCGGCGAAACCGUCCGAAGCGUCGCCGUUUCCACUGCUGUCGUUCGCAAACGACUCUGCGCGAGAACAACUUUUGUCGUCAUCGUCGUACACGCACGUUUCUCCUGGCGUGUGCGAUGCGCACGCCUCGGACGUGGCCAUUCGCGCCGCGUGGGUGGUUCUGUUGAGAAGUCAACACCCGUCUCACAGGGCGAACGCGAAACGGACGAAGGAUAUGUUUCACCAGGAGGACGAGAGUUUUCUGGAGAGGUAUCACGAGUGGGAGAGAAAAUACGAUAUGUUUUUAUCGAGCGUAGAGAGCGAUGCGUAUCAAGGCGGGACGUUGUUGAACGUGGUCAGCGAGAAGGAGAAGUUGUUGCGGGAAUACGGGUUGCCGGAUUUGUUUCGCGCGGUGAAAGCGUCGGAGAACGCGCUGUGCUCGGACGUUUUGUUUCAAUCGUUGAGAGAUGACGUGGAUAAUUCGGAGGAUUCGUUGAAAUCUGCGAUUGAAAUCGCGUUGGCGGGGAACUUGUUCGAUGCUGGAGCGGCGCAGGCGGUGCAAAACGUCGUCGGCGGGAGCUCGUUUAAAGGAGAUUCGAAUAAGUUUGCGUUUAAGAACAGCGAGGAUUUACAGUUUGCGUUUGAGGCAUCGAGGAAACGAGUGAGAAAUAGCGAGUGGUUGUGUGACGAUUUGGAUGAGUUGCGAGCGAACGAGUACGACCGCGUGUGCGUGUUUUGCGAUAACGCCGGCGCGGACGUCUUAGGGAUGACGCUAUUAGCGAGAGAAUUGGCCAAAAGAACUAAAGGCGCGAAAGUCGCGUUGGUCGCGAACGAAUUGGCCGCGCUGAAUGACGUCACCAUCAACGAACUCGAAGAGUUUUACCGGGUGUGCGAAGAACACGACCCAGAGUAUUUACAACUGUACCGCGAAAACGGCAAAAUCGCCCUCCUCUCCUCCGGCCAAGCGUCCACGUUACUCAACUUGAACGCCACCGGCAAAGAUAUCAACGAUUGGGUCAAGCGCGAAGAUACAGUCGGUGGAGUCGACAUGGAAGGUAAAAAGCUGAAGUGGCUCGUCGUUUUAGAUGGCAUGGGCCGCUCCUUAGAAUCGAACUGGGAGUGCGGCAAAUACGUGCAACCGCACGUGGACGUCUUGAACUUGGCGAUGGUGAAAUCUGAAAUCAACGCCAAGAGGUUAGGCGCGAACGUAUACGACUGCGUCUGUAAGUUGUCCAACAGCAGAUAA